This is a messenger RNA of Physella acuta, 1587 nucleotides long. RefSeq names its product autocrine proliferation repressor protein A. NCBI's taxonomy places the organism in Eukaryota, Metazoa, Mollusca, Gastropoda, Physidae. The record is from RefSeq and is a predicted model, not a curated record.
ACAGGUGAGAGAAUACCUUGGUACCUGCACGUGUCGUGUGCUGGUCUAUGGGAGUGUGUCGUCCUUAUCUUUGAGUUAAUGAAUCAAACGUUUUUUGUCUGAUUAAGAACGAUGGCCCUGAGCCCCUCUGUGGUGUGGGCUCUCUGUCUCCUCCCACUCCUCUCGUCUACGCCCCUGGACGACUAUGUCAACACCCCUGACCUGAACUAUGACUUCACCUACCUCUCCACCAUCAAUGGCGCCGGCUUUAAAGUCUACAUCCUCAACAUGACGUCACAAAAAUGGCUGACAGAGGAAGUGACCACGACCCCCCUCUGGUGGCACUACCUGAGCAUCAUCGUCCCCACAGAGAGGGUGUACACAGACUCAGCCAUCUUGUGGAUCAGUGCCGGCAACAGUGACGACAGCCUCCCCAACACCUCUGACCGCCAUAUCCGCGAGAUGGCGUCACUAGCGGUCAGCACCAAAAGCGUCACAGCCGUCAUCAACCAGGUGCCCUUCCAGCCCACCGUCUUUCUGGACGACCCAACCAGACUACAGCGAUCUGAAGACGCCAUCAUCGCCUGGACCUGGCGACAGUUUCUGGACAACGGCUCCAACCCUGAGAUCCUCUUACGUCUACCAAUGACCAAGGCUGUUGUACGAGGUAUGGACACUGUGGCGCUGUACGCCAAGACAAUCACAGGCGACUUCAUACAUCGCUUCGUCAUCGGCGGGGAGUCAAAGCGUGGUUGGACGACCUGGACAACAGCAGCCGUGGAUAAAAGAGUUGUGGGCAUGGUGCCGACUGUCAUGGAUCUGCUCAACGUCCAGAAGAACCUUCACCACCACUUCCGGUCACUUGGAGGCUGGACGUUCGCGUUUGACGACUACUACAGGGAGAACAUCACCGACGACUUGGACGGCCAGAACAUGCCUAAACUUGCCGCUGUCGUCGACCCGUUAACUUAUGCCAGUCGGUACACGAUCCCCAAAAUGAUCGUGUCGUCUUCAGGGGACGAGUUUUUCUUACCUGACGACUCACACUAUUAUUUUGAUUUGCUACCUGGUCCCACGUUUCUCAGGAUCAUCCCCAACUCCGGCCAUAGUGUGGCCGCACAUUCCGACAGCAACGUGAUGGCCCUGCAGAGUUUCUACCUCAACGUGGUGGAGAGGGCGUCAUUUCCGGUCAUGACGUGGGUCAAGACAGCCACCGACCUGGGCGGUAAGAUUGAACUGACCACGUCAGAAGAGCCGGCCAAGGUCACAGUGUACUACACCAACACCCUGGACGAUGGCAGGCGUGAUUUUAGAGUGGCUGCCCUUAACCCUAACACGGGAGCCCCCAUGCAACACCCUGUUCUUUGGCAGACGACUGGUGCGAUAAAAAUAAAUGAAACACAAUACGAGGCGGUAAUAGAUGCACCUGCGUCAGGAUGGGCAGCCUUUUACAUCCAGGUUCAAUUCAACAGUAUCAAAAACUCCACCCUAGAAUUUACAACGGAAGUAAACAUAGUACCAGAUACGUUUCCUUUCCCAGACUGCUCUGGGUCUUCCUGCUACGGUAAACUUGUAUAAAUUAUAAAGAAAUAAAAUUUAAUUUCUGUA